Molecule: messenger RNA, 4896 nt
Organism: Penicillium oxalicum
Lineage: Eukaryota; Fungi; Ascomycota; Eurotiomycetes; Eurotiales; Aspergillaceae
Product: kinesin-3 motor protein uncA
Exons: 2
Coding region: 1-4896 (1631 amino acids)
Biological process (GO): microtubule-based movement; cytoskeleton-dependent intracellular transport
Cellular component (GO): microtubule; kinesin complex
Molecular function (GO): ATP hydrolysis activity; microtubule motor activity; ATP binding
Source: RefSeq, a predicted model, not a curated record
AUGGCUCCAGGCGGAGGAGGAAACAUCAAGGUGGUGGUUCGUGUGAGGCCUUUCAAUAGCAGAGAAAUCGAUCGAGGUGCAAAAUGUAUCGUGCAAAUGAAAGGAAACCAGACGGUGCUUACGGCACCGCCUGGUGCGGAAGACCGAUCGCGAAAAGGUGGAGGAAAGGGAGGUGGUGAUGGGCCCAAAGUGUUCGCAUUCGAUCGGUCCUACUGGUCCUUUGACAAGAACGAUUCAAAUUACGCUGGCCAGGAUAACCUGUUCGACGAUUUGGGAACGCCGCUCCUCGACAAUGCCUUCAGCGGAUAUAACAACUGUAUUUUUGCCUACGGCCAGACUGGAUCCGGGAAAUCAUACUCGAUGAUGGGCUAUGGUCAAGAAUAUGGUGUGAUUCCUCGCAUUUGCCAGUCCAUGUUCAUGAGAAUCAACGAGAUGCAGCGGGACAAGCACUUGAACGUGACUGUGGAAGUGUCGUACUUGGAAAUCUACAACGAGCGUGUCCGAGAUCUGCUCAAUCCUUCCAAUAAAGGAAACCUCAAGGUCCGAGAGCAUCCCUCGACUGGUCCAUACGUGGAAGACCUUGCGAAACUAGUCGUUCGCUCGUUCGACGAGAUUGAUCAUUUGAUGGACGAGGGAAACAAGGCUCGAACGGUCGCCGCGACCAACAUGAACGAAACCUCCAGUCGAUCGCAUGCAGUAUUCACCUUGACACUUACACAAAAACGGCACGAUGCGGAGACGUCCAUGGACACGGAGAAAGUCUCGAAGAUUAGUCUGGUUGAUUUGGCGGGUUCCGAGAGAGCAAACUCCACGGGAGCGACGGGUGCACGCUUGAAGGAAGGUGCAGAGAUCAACAGAUCCCUGUCGACGCUUGGCCGUGUUAUCGCUGCUUUGGCAGAUGUGUCUUCGGGCAAGCUCAAGAAGGCGUCCAUGGUUCCGUAUCGUGAUUCAAUUCUCACGUGGCUCCUGAAGGAUUCACUGGGCGGUAAUUCCAUGACUUCCAUGAUUGCGGCAAUCUCACCCGCAGACAUCAACUUUGAUGAAACGCUAAGUACCCUUCGUUAUGCGGACUCUGCGAAGCGCAUUAAGAAUCACGCGGUGGUGAACGAGGAUCCGAACGCUCGUAUGAUUCGCGAGUUGAAGGAAGAGCUGGCACAGUUGCGGUCAAAACUUGGAACAGGGGUACCUGGAGGAGUCGCUGGAGCCCCAGGAUCAGUUCCGCAAGAAGAAUACUAUCCACCCGAUACGCCGUUGGAAAAGCAGAUGGUCUCUAUCCGGCAGACUGAUGGCACCGUGACCAAGGUCAGCAAAGCGGAGAUUGUGGAGCAGCUCAACCAGAGUGAGAAGCUGUACAAGGAUCUCAAUCAGACGUGGGAAGAGAAGCUUCAAAAGACCGAGGAGAUUCACAAAGAGCGCGAGCAGGCCCUGGAGGAGUUGGGUAUCAACAUCGAGAAGGGCUUCAUUGGAUUAAGUACGCCUAAGAAGAUGCCUCAUUUGGUGAAUCUGAGCGACGAUCCUUUGCUGGCCGAGUGUUUGGUCUACAAUAUCAAACCAGGAACCACGACGGUGGGUCACUUGGACCAAGGCAACAAUGUGGAAAUCCGACUCAACGGAUCCAAAAUCCUCACCAAGCAUUGUACUUUCGAGAAUGUCGAUAACAUUGUGACUAUCGUCCCAACAGAGGGCGCUGCGGUAAUGGUCAACGGUCUACGCAUCGACAAGCCAACUCGGCUCAAGAGCGGUUUCCGAAUAAUCUUGGGUGACUUUCACAUCUUCCGGUUCAAUCACCCACAAGAAGCCCGUGCGGAGCGAGUUGAACAGAGUUUGCUCAGGCACUCGGUCACAACCAGUCAGCUUGGCUCACCUGCACCAAACAAGACUCAUGACCGAACGCCCAGCAAAGUCGACUCCGAUGCUGAUGGUGAUUCAAGCAGAGCCGACUCACCCAUGCCUUCACGAGGACGAGAAUCGGAUUGGUUUCUGGCUCGUCGGGAAGCAGUCAGCGCUAUGGUUGGCCCUGAUCAGAUCUCUCAUCUGCCAGACGAUGAGUUAGACGCUCUCUUUGAGGAUGUACAAAAAGCACGAGCAGAACGUCGUGGGAUGCCUGAAAACGAGGAAGACUCUGAUUCAUCGACAUCUUUCCCAGUGCGCGAGAAGUAUUUGUCGAAUGGAACCAUUGACAACUUCUCCCUUGAAACGGCCAUCACUAUGCCGGGGACACCGCGUCAAGCCGACGACGAGAGCGCAGGCACCUCUCUCCGGAAAGAUCUGAAGGAAUUGCAGCUCCAAGAUAAGCCCAAGUCAGAUCAAACUCUGCCUGUUCAAGACGCCGCCGAGCCUCAAACCCAGACAGAGAAGGAACGCAUCGAAAACGCAUUGCGGUCGGCCAAGGAGGAGUUUGAAGAACAACUCAGAGUGCAAAAGGAGAAUUUUGAGUCACAAAUGCGUGAUAUGGGGAAACCGGUUCCGCAGAUCCUUGAAAAUGGGUUCGCAAAGUUAGACGAGCGUGAAAUUGAAAUCGCAAGAAGCGUCGUUAGCCAUUGGUCGCAGCGAAACUUUGUUCGAAUGGCGGAGAAGAUUUUGCAACAUGCGUCAUUAUUGAAAGAGGCCCAAGUCAUGAGUCAAAUCAUGGACAAAAAUGUGGUGUUCCAGUUUGCCAUUGUGGAUCACGGCCAUAGUAUGGCGUCCUCGUAUGACCUUGUCCUGAAUGGAAUUUCAGGUGAUGAGGAUACUGUCUUGGAAGAGACAAAGAAGCCCUGCGUGGCUGUUCGAGUCAUUGAUUACAAGCAAAACGUGAUCCACCUGUGGUCGAUUGAGAAACUCCAGCGCCGGCUGCAGUCCAUGCGUCAACUGCAUCAAUACAUUGACCGACCGGACUAUAUUCAGCAUUUCAAACUUGACAAUCCCUUUUCGGAAUCCUGCUCGCCUCAGUAUUCUUUGAUUGGGGACGCUGAUAUUCCCUUGACCGCUGUCUUUGAGACUCGCGUGCAGGAUUUCUCGAUUGAAAUCAUCUCACCAUACACUCAAAGUGUGAUCGGCAUCAUCCGACUGUCUCUGGAGCCAUCGUCUGCACAAGCCCCCUCUUCAACGUUGAAGUUCAACGUAGUGAUGCGAGAUAUGGUUGGAUUCGCCGAGUGGGAGGGAUCGGAUGUGCAUGCGCAGCUCUUCGUUCCCGGCAUUUCCGAGGAAGGCGGUGCGACCACCACGCAGAUGAUCAGUGGUUUCGAGGAGAGUCCUGUUCGCUUUGAGAGCGUGCAUAGCAUGAGUUUACCGUUGUCGAGCCCUCGAUCAGCUACGCUCAAGGUGUGCGUGUAUGCUCGCGUGACUUCUGUCCACCUCGAUAAACUGCUCAGCUGGGACGACAUGCGCGAUUCUGCUGAGAUUACGCCCAAAAAGCGGACCGCCCCUCGGAUCGCAGAGUCCGAGUUCUACUCCGAGGAACGCCACGAUGUCUUUGCCCGUGUCCAAGUUCUCGAGAUGGCAGAGUCCGGAGAAUAUCUUCCGGUUGAGGUUGUUCAGAAUAAUCCACUCGACGCGGGCACAUAUCAACUUCAUCAAGGAUUGCAGCGUCGUAUCAUGAUCAACAUGACAUACAGUUCCACCGAAAGCCUUCCCUGGGAUGACAUCAACAACGCGCGCGUCGGCUCUGUUCGACUCCUCGACCCGUGGGGGAAAAUCCCGGACCAGGAUUUCCAGACACCUGAUGUUCCUCUCAAGUUCCUCCAGGAACCGAUUGUAAAGGACAACGCUGACGGCACAUCCAAUGUCACGAUCGUUGGGCAAUGGGACUCGAGUUUGCACGGCUCCCUUCUGCUCGAUCGUGUGACCGCGGACAAGUACCGUGUUCAGGUCACUGUCCGCUGGGAUCUUGUCUCGUCCCGGCUCCAGACGCCUGUCGUGUUUGAGGUUGACCAGACCUUGCAAAUUCUCGGCCGUACUUAUGUUCGCCAGCAAUCCAUGUUCAAGCAGCUGUGGAGCUCGACGCGGGUGGUGCACUCCACAACGCAAAUGUACUCAUUAGUGAUUCGGCCCGUCUCUGCCAAGCGCGCGGCUGAUCUUUGGCGAAUGAACACGCAGAACGAUUACGUCAAAGGCGAAGAGCUAUUGACCUCCUGGGCGCCUCGCAAGGUGUCGUUGGUUCGAGACUAUAUGGCUGCUCGCAAACGCCGACAAAGAUUGGCUGAGUUGCACGCUGCUCGAGGGGCGCUGAGUGCUGGCAGCCUCCUGCCGUCUCCUGCUCGAAGCAUCCUGCCAUCUCCGGCCCGAAGUGGACGAUCGACCCCGCUGCGUAACCAAGAUUUAAAUGAACGCAAAACGAGACUGCUUCGCAAGUACCUCGAGCUCUGGUCGACCAAGCGAGAUCCCACCGAGACCAUUCUCGUUCGGAGCAAUACCGAGCCCCCCACCGACGGUGCUGCGAUUGCAGCUCAACGCAAAACAAAGGGUGCCAGUACUGCCGACAACUCAUCGCUCAAGCCGCGGUUUGUGGCCACCAUCCAAGCCCUGCCGAAGAAUCCGUCAGCCCUCAAGUCAGGCUACGUACUCACCCCGGAUGACACCAACAGCGUGUGGGUUCGGCGAUUUGUGGAGCUGCGCCGGCCGUAUCUUCACAUCUACUCCGCCGAUGGGGACGAAAUUAACGCCAUCAACUUGCGCAACUCCCGGGUUGAUCACAACCCCGACUUUGCUCGGCUCCUGGACAGAUCCGGUCUUGGCAGUGACCGUUCUCUUUCUGCCAAGGGCCGGCCCAAUAUAUUUGCUGUCUACGGUACCCAGAACACAUAUCUAUUUGCCACUCGUACCGAGGCGCAAAAGGUAGAGUGGAUUCUGAAGAUUGACGAAAGCUACUUUAGCAGCAAUGCCGGCAGCGCAGCAGCCAGCGGAGAUGAACGAUGA